Molecule: messenger RNA, 4904 nt
Organism: Suillus paluster
Lineage: Eukaryota; Fungi; Basidiomycota; Agaricomycetes; Boletales; Suillaceae
Product: Calreticulin family-domain-containing protein
Exons: 21
Coding region: 81-4634 (1517 amino acids)
Biological process (GO): mRNA splicing, via spliceosome; protein folding
Cellular component (GO): U2-type catalytic step 2 spliceosome; cytosol; endoplasmic reticulum
Molecular function (GO): U5 snRNA binding; GTP binding; calcium ion binding
Source: RefSeq, a predicted model, not a curated record
AUUUAUUCUCAACUCGAACGCGUCCAUUGAACAGCGUCCAACGUCGACCCCGUCCUUGACAUUUAAGUCGCUCCUCCACCAUGGCUUCCUUCGAGGAUUACGAUGAGUUCGGAAACUACAUAGGCGCGGAUUUGGGUUCAGAUGAAGAGGAAGAGGAGGUUCUGCAGCAGGACUUUCGUCAGAUACCCCAACAGCAACCUGCAACACUGGAAGGAUAUGAUGACGAGCCUAUGCCGCCAGCGGAGGGUGCACUGAUGGAGAUCGAUGAGCCCGUCCAUAAUGCUGUUAUUCUGCAUGAGGACAAGCAAUACUAUCCAUCAGCAGAGGAUGUUUACGGUCCCGACGUAGAGACUCUCGUCCAGGAAGAAGAUGCUCAGCCCCUUUCGGAGCCCAUCGUCGCACCAAUCAAAGUGCGAAAAUGGACGGUAGAGGAGAAGGAUAUGCCACAGACGCGCUUCGACAAGGGUUAUCUGUUAAAUAUGAUGUCCUUUCCCGAGAUGAUUCGCAAUGUUGCUGUGGUGGGCCACUUGCAUCACGGAAAGACCGCACUCAUGGAUAUGCUGGUUUUUGAGACGCAUAAACUUGCCUGGGAUGCGGAUAGACCGACAAGAUAUACGGAUACACAUAUUCUGUCGCGUGAGCGGGAAAUCUCUAUCAAGUCUUCGCCCAUGUCUCUCAUCUUGUCAACGACGAGUGGCAAGUCACAUCUGGUACACCUUAUUGAUACUCCGGGACACGUGAAUUUUGUCGACGAAGUUGCUUCGGCAAUGCGUCUUGUUGAUGGAAUAUUGCUGGUCGUAGAUGUUGUUGAAGGGAUGAUGGUCAAUACCGAAGCAGUCAUUCGACAUGCCCUACAAGAGGGCAUCAAAAUCACCCUUGUCGUGAACAAAAUCGACAGACUUAUACUCGAAUUACGUAUCAAGCCUGCAGACGCCUACUACAAAAUCAAGCAUACAAUUGAAGAAAUCAACACCUUCAUCAGUGGAAUUGAUCCAGACCCGGAACUACGACUCAGUCCUGAAAACGGAAAUGUUGUGUUCGCCAGCACCGACAUGAGCUGGUGCUUCACUCUUCGUUCUUUCGCCAAGAUGUAUGCCGACACCUUUGGUUCCCUCGAUGUCACAGCGUUCGCCGACCGUCUUUGGGGCGACAUAUACUUUAAUGGCGAGACUCGGAAAUUCACCAGGAAAGCUACAGACCCCGAGCAAUCACGCACAUUCGUGCACUUCAUCCUCGAUCCCCUAUAUAAGCUCUACAGUCAUGUAUUGAGCGAGGACACUGAAGACCUGAAAACUACUCUUGCAUCGCUGAACAUCUCUCUAAAACCAGUCAUGUACAAGAUGGACGUCAGGCCUCUGUUGAAGGCUAUUUUGGACCAGUUCUUUGGUCCUGCCACUGGACUAAUUGACAUGAUUGUGGAACAUAUCCCGUCACCUGUGGAAGGAGCAGCCAGCAAGGUUGAGCGGACAUACACUGGCCCACAAACUUCUGAGGCCGCUGUCGCAAUGAGAGCUUGCGAUCCUGAAGCGCCCGUGAUGGUCCAAAUCACGAAGUUGUAUCAUACAACAGACGCCCAGUCAUUCAGAGCCUUCGGUCGUGUCAUGAGUGGCACCCUUAGGAAGGGCACACCAGUCAAAGUACUUGGUGAGGGCUACUCACCAGAAGACGAAGAAGACAUGGCCAAGGCUACCGUGGAAGACAUCUGGAUGAGCGAAGCUCGAUAUUUUAUCCCUGCAGACGAGGUCCCUGUAGGUAACCUUGUCCUCAUUGCAGGAGUCGACGCAUCCAUUUCCAAGACCGCCACUCUUGCCGACCCAUCGAUCUCCGACGAUCUCUACAUCUUCCGGCCCAUUAAGCACAUGACAGAGUCAGUGCUUAAAAUUGCCAUUGAACCUAUAGCCCCGUCUGAGCUGCCCAAGAUGCUGUCUGGGCUGCGAAGCAUCAACAAGAGCUACCCUCUCGCUGCCACGAAGGUCGAGGAAAGCGGUGAACAUGUGCUCAUUGGUACAGGCGAAUUGUAUCUGGACUGUGUCAUGCAUGACCUUCGGAGGUUAUUUGCUGAGAUCGAGAUCAAGGUGUCAGAUCCAGUGACCAAGUUCUGCGAAACUGUUUUGGAGACGAGUGCGCUGAAGUGCUAUGCGGAUACGCCGAAUAAGAAGAACAAACUUACCAUGAUCGCGGAGCCUUUGGAAAGAGGUAUUGCUGAAGACAUUGAACGGGGGAGGGUUACCAUGCGGAUGACCCCGAAGGAGCGCGGUACAUUCUUCCAGGAGAAAUACCAGUGGGAUUUGUUGGCGUCAAGGUCAAUAUGGGCGUUCGGCCCCGACGAGAGUGGGCCGAAUAUCUUGCUCGAUGAUACCUUGCCUUCUCAGGUUGACAAAAAAUUGCUUGGCACUGUGAAGGAGCAUAUCAAGCAAGGCUUCCAGUGGGGAGCCCGGGAAGGUCCUUUGUGCGAUGAACCUAUGCGUAAUGUAAAGUUCCGGAUACUGGAUGCAAGUCUAGCACAAGAGCCAAUUUUCCGCGGUGGUGGACAGAUUGUUCCUACAGCGCGCCGCGUGUGCUACUCUUCGUUUUUGAUGGCUACGCCACGCCUCAUGGAGCCCAUAUACUAUGUCGAAGUACAGGCGCCAGCUGACUGUAUAUCAGCUGUGUACACCGUUCUGGCUCGGCGCCGAGGGCAUGUCACACAAGACAUUCCCAAAGCCGGCUCACCGUUAUAUACGGUCAAAGCCUUAAUUCCUGUAAUAGAUGCAAAUGGGUUCGAGGCCGACCUUCGGACUGCCACGCAAGGUCAGGCAUUCUGCUUGCAGGUGUUCGAUCACUGGUCAAUAGUUCCUGGUGACCCUACGGACACGAGCAUCAAACUGCGGCCAUUAGAACCUGCAUCAGGACAAGCAUUGGCUCGGGAUCUCGUGUUGAAAACGCGGCGGCGCAAGGGUCUGGGUGAUCAGAUUGCCGUAUCCAAGUACUUGGACGAUGAGUUCGUGCGCAGACGCGAGUUAAACGCGACGCUUUCUGUCAUCCUCGCGGCAGCUGCUGCAGGCGCGUUGGCGUCAGAGGACUCCAAACCUGUAUUCAAGCCAACAGAGAUUAAAGCUCCCUUCAUUGAGCAAUUCACCGAUGAUUAUUCUGAACGUUGGACGCCUUCAGAGGCAACGAAGAAGACACCAGUUGGUGGCGAAAUCUUCUCUUAUGUCGGUAAAUGGGAGGUCGAGGAACCCGAGACGCCCCUCAUUGAGGGCGAGAAGGGUCUCGUUGCCAAGUCCAAGGCUGCUCACCACGCUAUCUCUGCACCAUUCGCCGCCCCUGUCGACUUCAAAGACCAACCCCUCGUCAUUCAGUACGAAGUCAAGUACCAGAAGGGCGGCAACUGUGGUGGUGGUUACAUCAAACUCCUUGAGGAUGGUUUCCAGACCAGCGGGAAGGAGUUCUCGGAUACCACCCCUUGGGUUGUGAUGUUCGGACCUGACAACACUUGCCCCGGCACUAAGCUCCACUUCAUCUUCCGCCACAAGAACCCAAUUACUGGCGAGUUCGAGGAGAAGCACCUUUCUGUCCCUCCAAAGCCCACCUUUGGAAAGGACACCAACCUUUACACCCUCAUUGUCAACCCCGACAACACGUACGAUGUACUUUUCAAUGGAGAAAGUCAGCGCUCGGGCAAUCUUCUUGAGGACUUCACUCCUGCUGUCAACCCUCCGAAGGAGAUCGAUGACCCUGAAGACAAGAAGCCUGAAGACUGGGUCGACGAGAAGAGGAUUCGUGAUCCUGACGCCGUGAAGCCUGAGGACUGGGACGAGACUGAGCCCUACGAGAUCCCUGAUGAGGAGGCUGUGAAGCCCGAGGGUUGGUUGGAUGAUGCACCCGAGCACAUUCCUGACCCAGAUGCUGAGAAGCCCGAAGAGUGGGAUGACGAGGAAGAUGGUGACUGGUUUGCGCCCACGGUCCGCAACCCGGCUUGUGAUGAGGCUCCUGGAUGUGGUGAAUGGAAACGCCCCUUCAAGGCCAACCCCGAGUACAAGGGCAAGUGGUAUGCGCCCAUGAUUGAUAACCCUGCCUACAUCGGCGAGUGGUCCCCACGCCAGAUCCCCAACCCCAACUACUUUGAAGAUCUAGAGCCAGUCAAGCACCUCAACAAGAUCGGUGGUGUCGGUAUCGAACUCUGGACCAUGACUGAGGACAUUCUGUUCAACAACAUCUACGUCGGGCACUCCUUUGACGACGCUAAGGCUCUGGCCGCCGAGACCUACGAGGUCAAGAAGCUCAUCGAGUCGUCUCUCUCUCCUAAGUCCGUCGAUGAUGACAGCGACUACUACAUCCCGCCCUUGUUGGAGGACCCUGUUUCCCAUGUCCGCGGUAAAAUUGCUCAGUUCCUUGACGCUGCUCGGGAGGACCCCAUAUCAGCAAUUAAAGCCCACCCGGAGACUGGUCUUGGUCUCGCUGGUGUCGUCUUCACUCUUUUCGGUAUGCUUGGUGUUGUAUUCGGUCUCGUCGGCUCGCAGCAGAAGCCUGUGGCUAAGGCAAAGAAGACGGACACCUCUACCCCCGAUGACAAACAAAAGGCCGAUAGUACACCUGUUGCACCUGCAGGAGGCGAGAAGAAGGAUGAAAGCGCCGUCAAGAAACGUAAAUAGUUGCGUUGUGACGGUUCUUGGGUGAGCGAAAGCUUUCCUGAUACGAGGGGGCGGGGCAAAGAUCAUGCAUGCCGACCGCUACCACUACCAGUAUUGAUUUUUGUUCGUCGUUUGCCUACUUUGGCUCGGGGAAGUAAAAUGUAUGCACUGCCAUUAUUAUUGUAAACGGUCGCUCUUCGUAAUCAAUUUCAGCGUUCAAAACCAGCGUCAUAGUGGUAUCUGAGAUUCGAGUACCAAGUACGGAACGCUUGGUUCUGCGGAGGCAAUUCC